GUGCACUCUCUCUGUGUAGAAGUAUUCUUAAACGGCUCGAUCGAUGACAGAAAUGCAGAUGCUACUUUACGUUUUAAACUUCGACUAGUUAACCAGGAGGAAUGGAGCACUCCAGUCAGUUCAGACCAACACCUGGUAUUUAUGGAGAAUUCUUGAAUACCUCUACCAACGACAGUGAUGCGUUUGACUCUUCUAAAGCCGAGGGGAAAUCGACGAACCUUGUUUUCCAGACAAGCUUAGCCGUAAUACUCUCUAUCAUAACUCUCGCAACUACAUUGUCCAAUGCUUUUGUCAUAGCUACUAUUUCUCAGUCAAGGAAACUGCAUACUCCCGCGAACUUCUUAAUAGCUUCGUUAGCUGUAACAGAUCUUUUAGUGUCUAUUCUGGUUAUGCCAAUAUGCGUUUUGUACACAGUGAGUCACACCUGGUCUUUAGGUCAAAUUAUCUGCGACGUCUGGCUGUCUUCUGACAUAACGUGUUGCACAGCUUCGAUUCUGCAUUUGUGCGUUAUUGCUUUGGAUCGCUACUGGGCUAUAACAGAUCCGGUUGAGUAUUCCAAAAAGCGCACGCCGGCGCGCGCAGCUGGAAUGGUAGCUACAGCGUGGGUCAUCGCCAUAUGUAUAUCGCUGCCUCCGUUGUUCUGGCGGCAGGUGAAAGCGGAUGAGGUGACCAGCUGUAGUGUAAACACUGAUCACAUCUUCUACACGAUCUAUUCGACUUUCGGGGCAUUCUACAUCCCGACACUGCUUCUCAUCGCAUUAUACGGCAGGAUCUACGUUGAAGCGAGGAAAAGGAUUUUAAAACAGUCGCCGAAAAAAACUGGGAAAAGACUAACUUCGGCUCACCUGAUCACAGACUCGCCAGGAUCCACCACGCCUCUGAACUACAGAACACAAGAAACAUCCUACAGCGAAAUCAGCUCGCCGGUGAGCGCAAACCAGGUGAAAAUAACAGUAUCCGAUGCACUUUUGGAGAAAAAGAGAAUCUCGGCUGCAAGAGAGCGAAAAGCGACUAAAACUUUGGGGAUAAUACUGGGAGCUUAUAUCGUGUGCUGGCUGCCCUUCUUCAUUUACACCUUGUUGGUGCCUAUUUGUACAUCUUGUAUUUUCCACCCGGAAUUGUUUGACUUCUUCACUUGGCUUGGUUAUCUUAACUCUUUAAUCAAUCCGAUUAUUUAUACCAUGUCCAACGAGGAUUUUAAGAAGGCUUUUCACAAACUCUUGCGCUUUAAUUGCUGCAGGUCUUAACACUGUCGUGAACUAAACGCGUAAUCACCUCACUAAGAUACAUUUGCCGGUAUAUUUGUGUCACGCUAUGUAACUCAUGACUAUACACAUGAGUUCCCAGUUGUUCAGAUCAGAUCUCGCUAUAUCUUACCCUUCAAGCGUCAAAGGGAUUGUAAAUGCUGCAUCUUUUCUUCCAGUGUUAAAAGAUGGCUGUUUGAAAGAUGUGCGCCUUGGUUCAUGCAUACUUGUAGCUACUGUAUUAUAUACUGUUUUAUAUCCUGUGUUGCGACCAUAUGUCCAACUGAUUCCAUGUCUAAUCUCCUGGCAGACACGGGCAAAACAAGUUAGCUGAUCGAAGUAGAAAUCGGCCUAUUAGUAAAAUGCGUCCGGAAUUAAGUGGACUAAUUUUUAAGAAUGCUAUAGCUAAACAAAGUACAGUAGAAGUGUUGCGUUUAGACUUUUAAAAACUCUGGCGGCAGAUCUGGUAACCACGGGUGACUUUGGCAAAAGAACAUCUUUUUUUUUUUUUUUUUUCCAGAAGCUAAAUAAAUCUUUUAGAGGGAAAUAUUGGUUCGAUGUGCCUCGCCCGCACUAUCCACCGCACACAUUUCACUUCAAUCGUUGUGAUAAUUUGCUCGUCUCUUUAUGGCACAAAUUUAAGCACAGACGGGAUUUAAAAUAAGCAUAGGCUAUCAUUCGUUUGUAUUUAGCGCUUUUCACGAUUAAUGCUAUACAGGCCUACUUUCGAGACUAAAUGUGAAUAUAUGAAUAUAUUAAAUAAAAAAAUUGCUGAAUAAGGAAUGCUUCAAAUAAGGAAUCACUUCUGAAUCUACGGCGAAUCUAUUCCGCAAUCGUUCGGACGUUUAAGCAAUCGACUAUUACGUUAUAAUGGUAAUCCUGGGAGAUAUCCGAUUAUCACAUUUGACAAAGAUAAUGUCUUGUAUAUAACUGGACGCAGAGCACAUUCUGAAAUUAUUGGUAUUUCUGUUUUUGGUUAUGUCUUACCAAUGAGCAACCUCUGUGGAUUUUGAAAGCUAGGGGGUUUUGUUUAUCAUUUUGUUUAUAGUUUUCUUCUGUAAAGUUUACAACAAUAAAAAAGUGGGAAAAUAUAGGCUACCAUUGUCUGUCCCAUGUAAGCUAUGCUACGAAUGUAUGUUUGUGCAUAUACAUACAUAGGUUAUAGGCUAUGAGUUUUGUAUUCAUAUGGUGUUAUCUUAUUUAUUUAUUUACUAUUUAUUGUCAACGAAAAAAGACACACUGCAACAUAGUGUUGUACAACAUAUUGCUGUAGCUAUUGGGGCUAUUGUUUCUUGGGCGACGGGUGAUAAGUUAGAUAAGAAUAGGCUACGUUUAGAAAAGGUGGCAAAAUGCCGACCGCGGAAAAAAAUACUAACCUAAUUUAAAUGUACAUUUUGAUGUCGGCACUAAGAUGCCAUCGUUUUCCACGUUUGCACAGCUGAACUGGUGUAUGAACAUCUGCAUUUGAUAAAUGCAAUAUUGAUUUGACAAACUGUGUUUACAAGUCAAAGAGGGUUUUCAAAGGCUGUUUGAAAAAUACUUAUGUUUGCGACUUUUCAUUUGGGAUCACCUCUUCAAGCAAAAAAAAAAAAGUUUUAGGAAACGUAAAGUGCGAAUGUGACCGUUAAAACAGACCCAAAGUGUGCCUAAAUCUGUCGUAGCUAUUUAUCCAAUGUACAACCGAAUGGCUGAAUCUCAGAUGAUUAUGGUGUCAGAAUCGGUACAUUGAAAAUCGUGUGUAAUGCAAAGGCCAACUGUUCAAUAAAUGCUUUUCUGCAUAAA
Messenger RNA from Conger conger (European conger), 3026 nucleotides. RefSeq names its product 5-hydroxytryptamine (serotonin) receptor 1B (gene htr1b). Gene Ontology annotation, molecular function: G protein-coupled serotonin receptor activity. Gene Ontology annotation, cellular component: plasma membrane. Gene Ontology annotation, biological process: vasoconstriction; adenylate cyclase-activating adrenergic receptor signaling pathway; regulation of behavior. Bases 102 to 1247 code for a protein of 381 amino acids. The transcript has a single exon. The record is from RefSeq and is a predicted model, not a curated record. Lineage: Eukaryota; Metazoa; Chordata; Actinopteri; Anguilliformes; Congridae.